CGAAGCAAUAAUUAUUAUUAGCAAUUAUUAGCGAUCAAUAAUCUUGAUCACAUUAUGGCAAGCACUAUUAAGGAAGCAUUAUCGGUGGUGAGCGAAGACCAGUCCCUGUUCGAGUGCGCCUACGGAUCACCCCACCUCACCAAGACAGAGAUGACAGCCUCCUCCUCCAGUGAAUAUGGGCAGACCUCCAAGAUGAGCCCACGUGUCCCCCAGCAGGACUGGUUGUCACAGCCCCCGGCCAGAGUCACCAUCAAGAUGGAGUGUAACCCCAACCAGGUGAAUGGGUCAAGGAAUUCUCCAGAUGACUGCAGCGUGGCAAAAGGAGGGAAGAUGGUCAGCAGCUCAGACAGUGUUGGGAUGAACUAUGGAAGCUACAUGGAGGAGAAGCACGUUCCACCCCCAAACAUGACGACCAACGAACGGAGAGUCAUUGUGCCAGCAGACCCCACGCUGUGGAGCACUGACCACGUGCGCCAGUGGCUGGAGUGGGCGGUGAAGGAGUACGGGCUGCCGGACGUGGACAUCCUGCUCUUCCAGAACAUCGACGGCAAGGAGCUCUGCAAAAUGACCAAGGAUGACUUCCAGAGGCUCACCCCCAGCUACAACGCAGACAUCCUCCUGUCACACCUACACUACCUCAGAGAGACUCCUCUUCCACAUUUGACUUCAGAUGAUGUUGAUAAAGCCUUACAAAACUCUCCACGGUUAAUGCAUGCUAGAAACACAGGAGGUGCCACUUUUAUUUUCCCAAACACAUCCGUUUAUCCAGAAGCAACACAAAGAAUUGCAACCAGGCCAGAUUUGCCUUAUGAGCAAGCCAGGAGAUCAGCAUGGACGAGUCACAGCCACCCCAGCCCACAGUCAAAAGCUUCUCAGCCGUCAUCCUCAACAGUUCCCAAAACAGAAGACCAGCGUCCUCAGUUAGAUCCAUAUCAGAUUCUCGGACCGACCAGCAGCCGACUCGCAAAUCCAGGCAGCGGGCAGAUCCAGCUGUGGCAGUUCCUGCUGGAGCUGCUCUCAGACAGCUCCAACUCCAACUGCAUCACCUGGGAGGGCACCAACGGCGAGUUCAAGAUGACGGACCCCGACGAGGUGGCGCGGCGCUGGGGCGAGCGCAAGAGCAAGCCCAACAUGAACUACGACAAGCUCAGCCGUGCCCUGCGCUACUACUACGAUAAGAACAUCAUGACCAAGGUGCACGGCAAGCGCUACGCCUACAAGUUCGACUUCCACGGCAUCGCCCAGGCCCUGCAGCCUCACCCGCCGGAGUCGUCCAUGUACAAGUACCCCUCGGAGCUGCCCUACAUGAGCUCGUACCACGCGCACCCGCAGAAGAUGAACUUUGUGGCUCCCCACCCCCCCGCCCUGCCCGUGACGUCCUCCAGCUUUUUUGCCGCCCCCAAUCCCUACUGGAAUUCGCCGACUGGAGGGAUCUACCCCAACACCAGGCUGCCAGCUGCUCAUAUGCCUUCUCAUCUUGGCACCUACUACUAGAGUGGGGUUGGGGGAGAUAAACAGCAAGGCAAAGCGAAGGAGCUUCUCACUGGGGUUCGGUCCCUGAGGAGUCGCAAUGAACUCUGUUGGAGUGCUCGAAUUAAAAGUGCCUAAAGAGACAAGUGAAGGUUUGGCUGGGAAAAAAAAAGCCCAAAACCACAUUAAAAAUAGAUGUCAAAAAGACUUUUUUUGUAGUAGGGAUUUAAAGGAAAUAUCCAAGAAGUAUUAAGAUACUAAAAUGUAAUGUAUAUGGGCAUCGAUUCUGUGGACCAAACAACAAUAGACUAUUGUAGGUAGAAGCAUGAAAUGAUAAGGAAAACCUGCGGAAGCUGGUGGUCUUAAAAAGUUGAUAAGCUUGUGUGUAAAGUUUGAUAUCAUGCUAGUGCAAAACUGGGACUAUACUACAGCAAUAUAAGGAUGAGUCUAUAGUGACCUAACACACAGUAUCUGGAUCAUUACAAAAGAGAGGGA
Messenger RNA from Melozone crissalis (California towhee), 1965 nucleotides. RefSeq names its product ETS transcription factor ERG (gene ERG). Bases 55 to 1494 code for a protein of 479 amino acids. The transcript is spliced from 10 exons. Gene Ontology annotation, molecular function: protein binding; sequence-specific DNA binding; DNA-binding transcription factor activity, RNA polymerase II-specific. Gene Ontology annotation, cellular component: nucleus. Lineage: Eukaryota; Metazoa; Chordata; Aves; Passeriformes; Passerellidae. Gene Ontology annotation, biological process: regulation of transcription by RNA polymerase II; cell differentiation. The record is from RefSeq and is a predicted model, not a curated record.